AUGUCCCAAUACGAACUGAGAAAUUACACGACUUCGCGUCGGGCUCAGUACCCCACAACCUACCUUGACAAGCAUCCCUCUAAAGAGGAAGAGAAUGACUAUAAUCAGUAUAAAGAUCGCGAGGAAGAAUCUAGGAAGUCCAUCAAAGAAUACGACGGAUUGUGUAAGAGUAUGGUCGGCAAGAGGAAGACAAUCCAUGACCUCGAUUCCUCACAACACUCGAUCCUGGUUUCACCUUCGGCCGAAGCCGCCAUGAAUUCUGCUUCUCACGCCCAGGCGCGAGACAACUACAUGAACAAGCACCCUUACGGGUAUGGCAAAUACUACCAGAGAGAAGCUCACGACAAAUACACGGACUUCGCCUUUGCACAGGCAAACGAGUACCGUGAACGUUUCGAGACCCAUACAGAAAAGGCAUCGGAUGCCUAUGAGGGCAGUGCCCCGCAGAGAGCCAUUACAGGGUCCAGUCUGUGCGGAAAUGGAUCCUACGGCGAUUGUGCUUCCAAGCACCAGAUCCGGAUCUCGGCUCCGAAACUCAUCAGCGUCAACCAUAAUGCAUCACCCUCACUACCUAGCAAGAUCGUCUCCAAACGACAGUGGCAUUAG
Scedosporium apiospermum is the source of this 606-nucleotide messenger RNA. RefSeq lists its product as uncharacterized. The transcript has 3 exons. Lineage: Eukaryota; Fungi; Ascomycota; Sordariomycetes; Microascales; Microascaceae. The record is from RefSeq and is a predicted model, not a curated record. Bases 1 to 606 code for a protein of 201 amino acids.